AGAGUCCUUGGGUUGCUUCAUUUCAGGCUGUCAUCAUGUUGAAACAUCAUUUUAACUCUGAAGUAGCGUAGAUGGAAAGACAAAAUGACGCAGCCACUGUACUAGAUUCAGGAGUUGGAACUGUCUUCUUGGAAAGGUGUUAUGAUGGAUGCUUGUUCAACUAAGUCAUAUGAUUUGAGUACUGCUGAGAAGAUUGAGAUCGAGACCAUCAAGAAGCAUAAAAAAGAGCUACUGGAGGACAUCCAGCGGCUAAAGGAUGAAAUUGCUGGUGUAUUCGAAGAGAUUGAUCGUUUCCAGCAAUCACAAACAAGCAAAAUGAUCCAGAGGGACAAAGAUCUAUGCAUUGGAAGGAAGAAAUUUAACAUGGAUCCUACUAAGGGCAUCCAAUAUCUGACUGAACACAAGGUGUUGUCUUCAAAUAUUGAAGAAAUUGCCAAAUUCCUUUACAAAGGAGAAGGACUCAAUAAGACAGCCAUUGGAGAUUAUCUGGGACAGAGGGAUCCAGUGAAUCUACAAGUUCUGCAGGCCUUUGUGGAAUGUCAUCAAUUUGCCAAUCUUAAUCUUGUGCAAGCACUAAGACAGUUCCUUUGGAGUUUCCGGUUGCCUGGAGAAGCACAGAAGAUUGACCGUAUGAUGGAGGCCUUUGCCAGCUGGUAUUGCCAAUGCAACCCUGGAGUUUUCCAGUCAACAGACACCUGCUAUAUCCUUUCUUUCUCCAUUAUAAUGUUGAAUACCAGUCUACAUAAUCCCAACGUCAAAGAGAAGCCCCCCUUUGAGAGGUUUAUGUCUAUGAACAGAGGCAUCAACAAUGGAGAGGACCUUCAUGAAGAUCUCCUGAAGAGUCUAUUCGAUAGCAUCAAGAACGAACCAUUCUCCAUCCCAGAAGAUGAUGGAAACGAUCUCACCCACACCUUCUUCAACCCAAGUCGAGAAGGUUGGCUUCUAAAACUAGGAGGCAGAGUGAAGACCUGGAAACGGCGUUGGUUUAUUCUCACAGAUAACUGCCUCUACUACUUCGAAUAUACCACGGACAAAGAGCCUCUGGGGAUUAUUCCGCUGGAAAAUCUAUCUAUUCGGAAAGUAGAUGACCCAAAGAAACCAAAUUGUUUUGAGCUCUUCAAUGCAAACUGCAAAGGACAGAAGAUCAAAGCCUGCAAGACUGAUGGGGAUGGGAAGGUAGUGGAAGGCAAGCACCAAUCCUACAAGAUUUCCGCAGCUUUGCCAGAGGAACGUGAUCAAUGGAUUGAAGCAAUACGAACCAGCAUCACUCAAGAUCCCUUUUAUGACCUGGUUGCUGCACGUAAGAAAAAGAUUGCCAGCAAAAAGUGAGCUGUCUUUUUCAUCACUGCAAGAACAUGGACAUAGUGGAUGCCUACCACUAAAAAGAAUUCAUAAUCCAGAUCUUCUUCCUGUCUGAGCAGCAGGAAACAACAGCCACCUAUUUUCUGUCUAUUCAAUGACUGGCAGCAUAAUAAAAUGCCUUUUCUUUCCUCUCCCAAAGCCUAAAGAAACAGAUAACACUGCAGGAGUUAUGACUCAAUUUCCCUUGCUAGUAACAGGCAACAUUUGCCUGCCAUGGAGCACGUUUGGGAUGUUUUAAAUAUAUCAAUUAAUGACCUGGGUUAAAAAAAAAACCCAGGAAGAAAGGCAUCUUCCCUGGAAAUGGCCAGAGCAGAUGCUUAGUUUUGUGUAUAUUUGAAGCAGAAAGACUUUCAUACAUGAAUUCCUGCCUAAUAUGUUGUCUCGGGAUAUCUGAAAUAACUAUGCAGUUUGAGUUAUGUAGUAUGCAAUUAAUUAAUUCAUUUGGAAGAACAGAAUGAAGAACAAUGUUACCGAGUGGAAAUGGAAUAAUAUAAUGCAUGGGGGCCUUGCCAGUGUGUGUGUGUGUGUGUGUGUGUGAGGGUAGUUGGCUUUGUGAGCUUGACACAUAGCCCCUUUGCGCUUCUGAACUUCUGCCAAGACUACCAUAAAACUGGCUUCUCAGGUCAGAAGCCGUAAGCCAAGAGUUGGCUCUGGAAGAACCAUCCAAGAAGUGAUACGUUCCUAUGUUUUUUUAGCUGCCUGCCAGUGAUUGAGGAGAAUGAAGAUAUUCAUAAGAAUAGGUUGUCUACUUCAUUCUUACUUAGAAAGAGUUGCUGGUUCACCAGGCGGAGAGCCAGGUUUGGAAAGAUUAGUGCCUAGGUAAUGUUUUUUGGCUGGUGUUAUGCAGUCUGAGCUCCAUAGAGUGGCAUGAAUUCAUGUUUUAUUUUGGGCAGAACUGUGUUGUCAUACACAUUACUCCCUCUCCAUCUCAAAUUUCUUAUAUGUAAUUUUUUUUCAUGUCAGGAGCAACUUGAGAAAUUGCAAGUUGCUUCUGGAGUGAGAGAAUUGGCAGUCUGCAAGGACAUUGCCCAGGGGACAUCUGUAUGUUUGGAUGCUUUACCAUCCUUGUGGGAGGCUUCUCUCAUGUCCCCACAUGGGGAGCUGGAGCUGACAGAGGGAGCUCAUCCGCACUCUCCCCGGAUUCAAACCUGCGACCUGUCAGUCUUCAGUUCUGCCGGCACAAGGGUUUAACCCACUGUGCCAUCGGGGGUUCCAAGUGUAAAAAUGAAUAU
Molecule: messenger RNA, 2594 nt
Organism: Anolis sagrei ordinatus
Lineage: Eukaryota; Metazoa; Chordata; Lepidosauria; Squamata; Anolidae
Gene: CYTH4
Product: cytohesin 4
Biological process (GO): regulation of ARF protein signal transduction
Molecular function (GO): guanyl-nucleotide exchange factor activity
Source: RefSeq, a predicted model, not a curated record